Dovyalis caffra is the source of this 435-nucleotide messenger RNA. Lineage: Eukaryota; Viridiplantae; Streptophyta; Magnoliopsida; Malpighiales; Salicaceae. The record is from the annotation of a GenBank genome assembly.
AUGACUUCUCGUUCUCCAUUCACUUUUCGUCAUGUCGUUGACAGCAGGCAUCGUCGAUCCACUUCCGACAGGUCUUUGGAGACCUUCCCCCGGAGAGAUACUCGGACCUUGUACGACGGGGAGGAGGGGCCUGUUCACGUUAUUAUGUCAGCAGAGAAUACAGUGAAGGAUUUGGUGAAGGUAGCGAUGGAGAUUUAUGUGAAGGAUAAGAGAAGGCCGCUUUUAAAGCAGAAUGACCCUGAUUUUUUUGAGCUUCAUUACUCACAGUUUAGCCUCGAAAGUUUGAAGCCAGAUGAAAAGUUGAUAAACUUGGGGUCUAGAAAUUUCUUUUUGUGCUCAAAGCCUACAAACGCAGUUAAUUGGUCUUGCUCAGAGGCAAAUAUGGCAGUUAAAUACCCAUUUCCAUUGACAAAGUUGAUGGAUUUCUUGCUUUAA